AAUAACAUGGCUGCGCUCAGCCGAGCUAGACACCGUUGGAAACGAAUCAAUUGGUGUCAUCUUUUGACCAGAAACUUGUCAGGGAAGUAUGACUAUGAUGUGGUCGUUAUUGGAGGUGGUUCAGGGGGGCUUGCCUGUUCCAAGGAAGCUGCACAACUUGGACAGAAAGUUGCUGUUCUGGAUUAUGUUGAGCCCUCUUUGAAAGGCACCAGGUGGGGUCUUGGUGGUACAUGUGUUAAUGUUGGCUGCAUACCUAAGAAACUCAUGCACCAGGCGGCUCUCCUUGGGACUGCAGUCAGAGAUGCUAAGAAGUAUGGCUGGCAACUCUCAGAACCAAUUUCCCAUGAUUGGGUCAUCAUGGCCGAGGCCAUUCAAAACCAUGUCAGGUCUUUGAACUGGGGUCACCGGGUCCAGCUCCAGGACAAGAAGGUGAAGUAUCUGAACAUGAGAGGUAGCCUUGUGGAUGACCACACAGUCAAAGCAAUAACAAAAGCAGGGAAAGAGAUGACCUUGAGUGCCAGGAACAUUGUGAUUGCUACAGGUGGCCGACCCAAAAUCCCCACAAAUAUUCCGGGAGCAAUGGAACAUGGUAUCACCAGUGAUGACAUAUUCUGGAUGAAUGUAUCGCCUAGAAAAACGCUUGUGGUUGGAGCGAGCUACGUAGCUCUAGAGUGUGCAGGCUUCCUCACAGGCACCGGCUUGGACGCCACGGUGAUGGUUCGAAGCAUCGCCCUCCGGGGUUUUGAUCAGCAAAUGGCAGGAUUAGUGACAGACUACAUGGAGUCUUAUGGAACCAAAUUUGCAUGGAAGUGUGUCCCCAAGAGAGUGGACAAACUUCCAUCGGGAGCCCUUAAAGUGACGUGGCAUGAUGCCCUGACUGGCAACGAACACAGUGACACAUACGAUACUGUGUUGUGGGCAGUUGGUAGAGCUCCUGAAACUAAAGCUCUUGGUCUCAACAAGCUUGGUGUACAACUCAACAAGGAGACUGGGAAAAUAAUUGUGGGGCCGGAUGAAUCUACCUCUGUGCCAAACAUCUAUGCGUUUGGGGACAUAGGGCAGGGUCGUCCUGAAUUGACACCGACGGCUAUUAAAGCAGGAAAACUCCUCGCUCGCAGACUUGCUGGCCACAGCAGAGAGAUCAUGAACUAUGACAAUGUGCCAACCACUGUGUUCACCCCUCUUGAAUACGGCUGUGUGGGCCUAUCAGAGGAGGAGGCCGAAAUUAGGCAUGGGAAAGACAACAUAGAGGUUUACCAUGCCUUCUAUAAGCCUCUGGAAUUCACUGUGGCAGAGCGUGAUGCUAGCCAAUGUUACUUAAAGGUGAUAUGCAAGCGGGAUGGAGACCAGAAGAUAUUGGGUCUGCACUUUACUGGUCCAAAUGCAGGAGAAGUCACGCAGGGUUUCGGGAUGGGCCUCCAGUGUGGAGCAACAUAUUCACACCUGUUGAGGACAGUGGGAAUCCACCCGACCUGCGCUGAGGAGCUAACCAAGGUCAACAUCACAAAAUGUUCAGGAUUGGAUGCCACAGUCACCGGCUGCUGAGGUUAAAGCCCCGGUCUCUGAACAUUGAGCACACAGGGUAGAAAAGGGGUCGAUGCGUCCAAAGAAUAUUGGUGGUUUAGCCUGCGCUUUCUUUUUGGUCCGUUUCCUCACCACAUGAUCCUCCCUAAUUUAUUUGAUUAAAAAAGAUGACCAAUGUGUUAAAUGUGUGCACGUUGAGUCAGAAUAUUCGCAAAGAGGUGUGUGUGUGAAAGCCUCUGCUGCAGAGAUUUUUGAAGGAAGGGGCUCAUAAAUCAGGAUUAAAUCCUGUUCUCAGGGUGUCGUUGAAAUAAUCCGAGAAACAAAGCAGGUUCUAACAUUUCUCUGGAAAUAUAUUCUACUAAUAUUGUUGUUACUGUGGCUGUACUUCCUGUCCAUUAGUCUUUAAGGUGACACAUACCAUAACCCUCCCCCUACACGACGCCCCCUAUGACACUGAUGGAUGGCCCCUGGGCCGUCGCCACAACGACACCACCUCAUUUCCCAUGGACAGAUACAAACAGUCGCUGGUCAGUCACCCUGGAAAGACUUGGCCAGAGAGACGGACCUCUCUGAUGGUCUAGAAUGGUCCGGGUAUACCUCACCCUAGCCUACCAAACUCUCUGGCACAACAUAAAACUAUACCGCAGAAUGGUAAACAUCUGCAGGCUGAGCAUACAGUACUCUAAGGGCAUCACUGCACUAGCAGCUCUGCAAGAGCAGUAUUACUCAGUGUUACCCUUAGGUGGCACUAUUGCCUGCUAAUUUUCUUGAGUGGAAAAGAGAAGAUAAGGUUGUCACUGGAUAAAACCUAAGAUCCAAUACAUUUGUCCAGCAUGUUUAAGUCCCUUAAUCCCCACAAGUGAUAAUGCUUUUUUGUUGAAGUUGCAUAGUAGAUGGGAUUGAUUCGUGCCCCAACUGGUAAGUCUUAUCUUUUGUGUAUUUACAUGGAUGGAAGGUUAGUACUCAGUAGUCAUCACCCUCUAAGAUAAGAUGAGUUGUUUAUAUCAAUAGCCAUAACAGCAGAUAAAAGAGUUUCCCAAAUUGCCCAAAUGUUCAACCUGCUGACUGAACUGGACAUCCUCAACCUAUCUUUUUAGGCACAUUGGGAGGUGAGCCUGAAAGGGGUUGCUACACAAGUUUGGUGACCGAAAUGGUGGGUGUAGUUUAUUUUUUAUCUGCCCGGUCUGCUUAAUGAUUCUGAUGAGGGGAGUGACAGCAUGCCUGGUGAUGGAAAAAGAGAGAGCAGGCUACCAGGUUUAUUUGGACCUGGUCUGGGAGAGUACGAGCUGAGUUUCAGCUUGGUUGGGGAAGGA
Messenger RNA from Phycodurus eques (leafy seadragon), 2837 nucleotides. It is a transcript of the gene txnrd2.2, whose product is annotated as thioredoxin reductase 2, tandem duplicate 2. The coding region runs from base 7 to 1545 and encodes 512 amino acids. The record is from RefSeq and is a predicted model, not a curated record. Gene Ontology annotation, biological process: glutathione metabolic process; cellular response to oxidative stress; cell redox homeostasis. Lineage: Eukaryota; Metazoa; Chordata; Actinopteri; Syngnathiformes; Syngnathidae. The transcript has 17 exons. Gene Ontology annotation, cellular component: cytosol; mitochondrion. Gene Ontology annotation, molecular function: glutathione-disulfide reductase (NADPH) activity; thioredoxin-disulfide reductase (NADPH) activity; flavin adenine dinucleotide binding.